CCUACGCUCUUCGGGAGGAAGGGUCGGGUGCACGGAGCCCCCUUCUUGCUACGACCCCGAGGCACCCCAGAUGAGGAGGCAGCAGGGAGCCCAAGUCCGGAGCUCGGGCUUGCCCAGGAGAGCUCGCGACCCCUCCGGCACAAUCACGUAGCCGCUCCUUCUUCCGGCGACUGUUCAUACAAUGAUCGAGUGCCUCCCUCCACCAGUGCCCAUUCUCCACCAAUGUUCCCAGUGGUUUGAUGCCCGCAGAGUAACGAAUUCCGAAGUCAUUCAUUCAUUCUUCGAGCUUUCAGGCUGUGUGCAGACACUUUCAGUGGGAAACAGCCCCUCAAAAGACCCUCUCAUUUGUAGCUAGGAGGAGUGUGGGGAGGGGGGAGGGACACACUUGCUUCCCUUGCACACGGUAAACCCAGGUUUGGUUUUGUUUGGGGGCCACCCUUGGCGAUGCUCAGGGGUUACUCCUGUCUCUGAACUCAGGAAUAUUAACUCCUGGCGGUGCUUGGGGAACCAUAUGGGAUGCGGGGGAUCGAACCCCACUCAGCCGCGUGCCAGGCAAACGCCCUACCCGCUGUGCUAUCGCUGCUCCGGUCCCUUAAACCUAGGUUUGAUCCCCACCUCGCGUGCUUAUGACCUCCCGAGCACUGCCAGGAGUGGUCCCUGAGCACUGGGCGAGGAAUAGGCUUGAUAAGCACUGCUGGGUGUGGCCCACAUACCUGGAGGCCUUCUCAUUUUGAGUCGGGGGUGGGGAGACGGGGAUGGGGGGGGCGGGGGGGUUGCGUUUGGGGCCACACCUUGUGUGCUACGCCUGGUUCUAGGCUCAGGGGGUCGUUACCGCACGCCGUUGUGUGCCUCAACUUCCCUGGGUCUUCUUUCUGCUCCCUAACGCUCCCAUUUUACAGUCAAGGGGGUCCAACGCGCGCUGGGGAGGGCACACUUACCCCAUCCGGGACGCGCCUUCUCGGGGUACCUCCGUCCCCCUCCCCAUCCCCCACUCCGGCCAGAAUGGUGGAAAUCCAGCCCUUUUCCCGGUUUUUCGGAGGCGGGCGAGGGCGGGUGUGGGUUUCUUUUCGAUUUAGCCGCUGGCGGGAAGGCCGGUUGCCUCAGCCCGUGGCCAAUAGGCUGCCGGUUUUCGGGGCGCGCGCGCGCGCGUCCCUGCCCUCUUGUAACAUCCCGCCCAUCCCACCCUCAGGGUCCGCGCUGGGGGGGGCUCCUCCUCAGGCUGUCUGGGGACCCCCGGGACCAUGGCGCUUCAUGGGGUCCGCAGUACCAGGGUCGGCGUGGCGUCCUAGGGUCUGGGGGUCCGGUCUGGGGGUCUCGGGCGCGAACAUGGAUGGGCCAGCGUUCGAACCCACCUUGGCGGGAGCAUCCUCGCCCCGCCUCCAAAAUCCCGCCGUCCCCUGCGCGGGGUCUUUAAGUACCGAGGUCGCUUCUGAGGCCGCCCCUCCUCAGCCCCUAGUCACCUGUCCCGAACUCGCUAGCACCUCGGACCCGCGCCCUGCACCAUGACUUCGGUCGCUCGGCCCCAGCGAGUCCCGCUCACGCCGCUGGUGGACAACAGCCGACCCCAGCAGCUGCGCACGUCGCCCCUCAAGCGGCUCAGCCUCUCGGAUAAGGAGAAUACGCCGCCGACCCUCAGCGCCACGCGGGUGCUGGCCAGCAAGACGGCGCGCAGGAUCCUGCAGGAGCCGGACGAGCCGAAAGCCAAGGUGCGGGCCCCCGACGCCGCCGCCGACGAGCCACUGCUGCGGGAGAACCCCCGGCGCUUCGUCGUCUUCCCCAUCGAGUACCACGACAUCUGGCAGAUGUAUAAGAAGGCCGAGGCGUCCUUCUGGACGGCCGAGGAGGUGGACCUUUCCAAGGACAUCCAGCACUGGGACGCCCUCAAGGCCGACGAGAAGUACUUCAUAUCGCACAUCCUGGCCUUCUUCGCCGCCAGCGACGGCAUCGUCAAUGAGAACCUGGUCGAGCGCUUUAGCCAAGAAGUUCAGGUGACAGAAGCCCGCUGUUUCUAUGGCUUCCAAAUUGCCAUGGAAAACAUACACUCUGAAAUGUACAGUCUCCUCAUUGAUACUUACAUUAAAGAUUCCAAAGAAAGGGAAUACCUCUUCAACGCUAUUGAAACAAUGCCUUGUGUCAAGAAGAAGGCGGACUGGGCCUUGCGCUGGAUUGGAGACAGAGAGGCUACCUAUGGAGAACGUGUCGUGGCUUUCGCGGCAGUGGAAGGGAUCUUCUUUUCUGGCUCUUUUGCGUCGAUAUUCUGGCUGAAAAAAAGAGGACUGAUGCCUGGCCUCACAUUUUCCAAUGAACUUAUUAGCAGGGAUGAGGGUUUACAUUGUGACUUUGCUUGCCUGAUGUUCAAACAUCUAAUACACAAACCUUCAGAGCAGAGAGUGAAAGAAAUAAUCCUGAGUGCUGUUAAAAUAGAGCAGGAGUUCCUUACUGAGGCCUUGCCUGUGAAUCUCAUUGGGAUGAACUGCAUGUUAAUGAAACAGUAUAUUGAAUUUGUGGCUGACAGACUUUUGCUGGAGCUGGGUUUUAGCAAGGUGUUCAGAGUAGAAAAUCCAUUUGACUUCAUGGAGAAUAUCUCACUGGAAGGGAAGACUAACUUCUUUGAGAAGAGAGUAGGAGAGUAUCAGAGGAUGGGAGUGAUGUCAAGUCCAACAGACAAUUCUUUUACCUUGGAUGCAGACUUCUAAAGGAACCAAGGUGCUGUGAGAUGACCACGACGCAGAUGUGGCCCAGGCCUUCCUAGCAGACGUGGCCUGCUGGUUCGGGACUAACCAACUAACCUACAGCGGUGGUUUCCGUGCUGCUGCAGCAGAGAACAAAAGUGGGGAGCACCGGCUGCGGAGCACUUGGAGGCCGGCCGUGGUGAAGGCAAAAAGCAGAUUUCAAACAGGCAGAUGCGGAAGGCGUGCAGCAGGAACAGCGGUUUUCCAGGCGGACUGGGGUAGAUGGCACUGGAUGGGGUGGAGAGGGGCGGUGAGGGGCGUGCCUGCAUCCGUCUACGUGCAGUGUGCGUGCCCGCUUGCGUACUGUGCGUGCUUGCGUGCGUGCGUAUGUGCUGUGCGUGUCAUCGUGUGUACUUUGUAUUGGUGUGUCUGAUUACAUAGGUGUGUGCCUCCGCGCGGGCGCAUAUUUGUGGCGGCUUUCCUGGGGGUGCUGAAGAAAAGGACGUGGACUGCGCGCUCUGAGCGUGACGGGAAUCCCAGGGCCUUUGGAAGGAAUCAUCUACUUUUCUGGCCACACCCAGCCUGUUAUUUAUUUAUUUAUUUAUUUUGCUUUUUGGGUCACACCUGGCAAUGUACAGGGGUUACCUCCUGGCUUUGCACUCAGGAAUUACCCCUGGCAGUGCUCAGGGGACCAUAUGGGAUGCUGGGAAUCAAACCCAGGUCCGCCGCAUGCAAGACAAAUGCCCUACCCGCUGUGCUAUUGCUCCAGCCCCCAGCCUGUUAAAUUUUAAAGAGUGUAAUCUUGUUCUUCUGUGUCCAGUAUGAGUCGACAUUUCCUGGUGGAAGCAGGAGUCUAGUACCUGUCCAGGUAAGUGGGUGGGGCCUGGGGCAGGACGGGGAGCAGGAGUGGUGGAAACUAGCAUGGCUGGGCACCACCUGGAAGUAUUUGGUUUUCUUCUUAAUGACAUAUAACAGCAGUGGCAUAAGGUACCUCUCUGAAA
Messenger RNA from Sorex araneus (European shrew), 3673 nucleotides. It is a transcript of the gene RRM2, whose product is annotated as ribonucleotide reductase regulatory subunit M2. The transcript has 12 exons. Gene Ontology annotation, biological process: deoxyribonucleotide biosynthetic process. Gene Ontology annotation, cellular component: cytosol. The record is from RefSeq and is a predicted model, not a curated record. The coding region runs from base 1503 to 2696 and encodes 397 amino acids. Gene Ontology annotation, molecular function: ribonucleoside-diphosphate reductase activity, thioredoxin disulfide as acceptor. Lineage: Eukaryota; Metazoa; Chordata; Mammalia; Eulipotyphla; Soricidae.